Molecule: messenger RNA, 1089 nt
Organism: Rosa chinensis
Lineage: Eukaryota; Viridiplantae; Streptophyta; Magnoliopsida; Rosales; Rosaceae
Product: F-box protein CPR1
Exons: 1
Coding region: 1-1089 (362 amino acids)
Molecular function (GO): protein binding
Source: RefSeq, a predicted model, not a curated record
AUGGGCUCGUUCGCCACGGUGAAUACCGAUAUGCGAUUGUGCAUCUUCGUGGGCUUACCGGAAGAUUUGGUAGUGUUAAUCUUGAAGAGGCUGCCGAUCAAAUCCCUAAUUCGCUUCACCUGCGUUUCGAAACGCUGGCGCCUCAUGAUAUUGUCCGACCCAAAUUUCGCCAAAUCCCAAUUCCAGAUAGCUUCCGAGCAGCAAACCCUGAGUCGCAGAGCCAUCCAUGAAUCUGACUGUGAAUCCCUAGACUUUGAGAAACCGAUGGAUUUCAGAAAGGUUCGGUGCCCAUUCAAGCAACCGGGCCUUCAUGUCAGAAUACUGUGCUCCUGCAAUGGUUUGGUAUUUGCAGCUUCUAGCAAUUCAGAUAUGUAUAUCUGGAACCCAUCAACUGGCUUCUUCAAAAAAUUACCUGACCCAGGUGCUCUUCCCUCUGCAAUUCUAUGGUUUUAUGGUUUUGGCUAUGUGUCCACCAUUGACGACUACAAAGUUAUUAUCAGUUUUGAUGUCUCUGGGAAGAAGAUAGCAAAGGCUAUGGUCUUCUCAUCCAGAGCUAAGAGUUGGAAAACUAUUGAAGUCCCUUACCAUCCCGUCUUUUACCUGGGGAAUCUUUUUAAUGAGGCACUUCAUUGGCGGAUCUAUCUUCAUGGAGAUAUUGUUGCAUUUGACUUGGCAAAGGAGCAGUUCCGAACAAUGUCGCUGCCUGCUUCUCUUAACUACCACCAUGGUGGUGUCCAUAUAUCAAGUCUCGGUUCUGUUGGAGGAUGCCUGUGUGUAAUUAUUCAAAAGAAUGCUAAUGAUAGUUGCAUUGAUUUGUGGGUCAUGAGAGAGUAUGAGGUCGCAGACUCUUGGACUAAGCUCUAUAACUUGAAGUUUUCGGAUCAGCGUGAGUGGAUAGCUGAUUUGAGGCCGGUCUUGGCUACGGAAACUAGUACUUUUCUGGAGAAAUGGAGUCAUAGUUAUAGGGGGUGUAAGUGCGAGUUGAUAAGGAUUGGCCUUAAGGAAGAGAAGAUUGAAACAUAUAUGGUUAGAAAGGAGCCUUUUUACGUGAUUGCAUAUGAAGAGAGUCUACUUUGGCUAAAUGAUUGA